Molecule: messenger RNA, 1362 nt
Organism: Pochonia chlamydosporia 170
Lineage: Eukaryota; Fungi; Ascomycota; Sordariomycetes; Hypocreales; Clavicipitaceae
Product: methionine aminopeptidase 2B
Exons: 4
Coding region: 1-1362 (453 amino acids)
Biological process (GO): proteolysis
Molecular function (GO): metalloaminopeptidase activity
Source: RefSeq, a predicted model, not a curated record
AUGGCUGCCAGAGCCCCCGAUAAUAAUCCCAAGGCGCUCAGCGCCAAAGAAUCUGACAGUGCCCAUGGUUCCGCUGGCGGCAACAGGACCACAUCCGGGGGUGCUAAUGCAGCAGACUCUGGGGCAGAAUCCGAGGACGACGCGGACGAAAACAUCACUGAAUCUACCGCUGCCGCUGGUGAAUCUGGUGCCACGAAAAAGAAGAAUAAGAAGAAGAACAAGAAGAAGAAGAAGAUGAAGAAGGCUCCGACUGCCCAGACCGAACCUCCGUCAGUUCUCGUGUCCCAAUUGUUUCCGAACGACACAUACCCUAAAGGCGAAGAAGUCGAAUACUCCAAUGAGAACCGAUAUCGUACUACCAACGAGGAGAAGCGUCAUCUAGAUAUGCUCAAUAGUGAUUUUCUUUCUGAUUAUCGUCAAGCAGCCGAGACGCAUCGUCAGGUCCGCCAGUGGGCGCAGAAAAAUAUCAAGCCGGGUCAGAUGCUCACCGAGAUCGCUAAUGGCAUUGAGGACAGCGUUCGUCGUUUAGUCGGACACGAUGGCCUAUCCGAAGGCGAUGCAAUUCAUGCUGGAAUGGCUUUCCCAACUGGCCUAAACAUUGAUGAGAUUGCUGCCCACUUCAGCCCAAAUAGCGGCAACAAGACUGUCCUUCAGCAUAAUAAUGUGAUGAAGAUUGACAUUGGCGUGCAUGUAAAUGGCCGCAUCGUUGAUAGCGCCUUCACAAUGGCGUUUGAUCCGAUGUACGACAAUCUCCUUGCAGCCGUUAAGGACGCGACAAAUACUGGCGUCCGUGAAGCCGGAAUUGACGUUCGACUUGGCGAGCUUGGUGGAUACAUUCAGGAAGCCAUGGAAAGCUACGAAUGCGAAAUCAAUGGGACGACCUACCCAAUCAAGCCGAUUAGGAAUAUAACCGGGCAUAGCAUCUUGCACUACAGCAUCCACGGCUCAAAGAGCGUUCCCUCUGUGAAGACGAACGAUACCACUAAGAUGGAAGAAGGUGAUGUCUUCGCCAUUGAGCCCUUUGGUAGUACUGGAAAAGGCAAGGUCUACGAUCAGGGUGAAGUCUCACAUUAUGCUCUACGCAGUGAUGCGCCUAAAGCGGACUUGCAUCUCUCUUCAGCAAAGUCGUUGCUGUAUAGCAUUAAGAAGAAUUUUAGUACUCUUCCCUUCUGCCGACGAUAUUUGGAUAGAAUCGGGCACGAGAAAUAUCUACUCGGUCUAAACCAUCUAGUCAAAUCCGGCAUUGUCGAGGAUUAUCCCCCUCUGGUUGACCAGAAAGGGUCAUACACAGCCCAAUUUGAGCAUACAAUUCUGCUCAGGCCUACGGUGAAAGAGGUUAUUAGUCGUGGAGAAGAUUACUGA